AUGGAUGCAACAGAACAAGAAAUAUUUACAAUUAUUAAUAAUCAUCGUCAACAAAAUGGUUUACCAUUACUUCAGCCAUCUGUUAAUCUUGCUUAUGUUGCUCAUACACAUGCUAUUGAUGUUAUUGAAAAUGAUCCGGAUGUUAAUGGUGGUAAUAUGCAUAGCUGGAGUAACAAAGGAAAAUGGAAACCAGUUAGAUAUACACCUGAUCAUGCACAAGCCCAGUUAAUGUGGAGUAAACCAUCUGAAAUAAGUAAUUAUAAAUUUAAUGGUUUUGAAAUUUCAUUUGGUUAUG
Molecule: messenger RNA, 295 nt
Organism: Rotaria sp. Silwood2
Lineage: Eukaryota; Metazoa; Rotifera; Eurotatoria; Philodinida; Philodinidae
Source: the annotation of a GenBank genome assembly